CUGAAAGCCAAGUCAGCGGACGCAUGCGACGUGCGAGCGAGCCCUUUGCAAGGGCAACAGCUACCGCUGAACCAACCCAUGUGCAGACCAAUGAUGAUGCAGAGUCUGCUGCUUCCCUCCCUGUCACCGCUAUCCUCUCCUCCUUGGCUCGCCCAGAUUCAUCUGGUGCUCGAGACCUACGGCAUGAGAUUGCUUCCGUUCUGGCUGCAGGUGGGGCGCUGACCUCGAUCGACUCGAGGACUCGCGAGGUGGAGCACAUGCUGGAGGAGAUCAUGGCGGUGGCGAGGCAUACUGGGCAUGAUGAGAGUGGCAGAGAGGAGGAUGCUGCUCUGCCGCCGCUCCCGCCGCCGAUUAGACAUGUCGAGUCGCCGCAUCCGUACCGCAACUCCAUGGACGAGACGUGGCAGGUGGAGAUUCCCGGCGCACAGGGUCUGGCCCUCUCCUGGGCGCCCAACUGCAAGACCGAGACGCGGUACGACAAGGUGUAUGUGUACCGAUCAGCAGGCCACUCUGACGAGGUCGCCAUGUUUACCGGUACCAACUUUCGUGGGCUCACUAUCGACAACACCGAUCGGGUCUACAUCCGGCUCGUCACCGACUCCUCCAACACCGAGUGGGGCUUUGCGGUCGACAUCGCCGCCACAGCCAUGGCUGGUCCACUCACAGCACCGCCGCCUGCACCGCACCUGCCGGCUGACCUCGCCCAUCUCGCUUCCGCGUCCGGCGCGCCUGGCGCUACCGCUGGCGCCGCCGAUGCCGCUGCGAUGCAGGCCGCCGCCACCAACACUAUGCUCGCGUGCGUGGUGGAGCUGAUGAAGGCGCAAGCCGCCACUUCGCCGCAGCUCAACACCUUUAUCCUCUCGGCUUUUGCUGACCUCAUGGCUGGCGCCGGGCCGGGCUCGCUCCUCGACGUCUCGCCGCUCAUCGGCACCGCCCUCGACCACUUUCGCCGCUACGUCGCCGAGCUCAUGGCUGCCGACGACACGGUCGCGCGGCAGGCCCUCCUCCCGCGCGAGCUCGAGCCCAAGGUCACCAUGCUCAUGGCUGCCAUGCCCAUUGCAUCGGGUUCACUCGCGGCGCUGCUCCAUCUUCUCCCACAACUCUUCUCAGGCGGCUCGUACAACACGCCAAUUGCCCUCGCCCCGCAGCUAGCAUCAUGGGCGCGGUGGCAGGCAGAGCUGCCCUCGCCCGGCCCGGCUGCGCUGGCUAUGCACAUUCCGGAAGAUCCGCCCAUCGCCUCGUUCUUUGUGUGUCAUGAUGGCGACCGCGUCGUGCCUGGCAAGGUCACCUCGGACGGGACGACGCUCUUUGCGCUCCACGCCUCUACGAUCCUUGCCGUCGCUACCGGCUUUGGCGCAGCCCGCGCCGGCUCGGUCGUUCGCGCCGCAGUUGUCCAGGGCCUCUCGUCAGGCGCUUGUCGUGGCCUCUUCUUCUUUGCAGGCACCGGCCUCAUUGCAUUUACCGACUCGGGCCGAGUCGUUCGCAUCUCGCCCACCACCCUUGCUGUGGAGGCCACUGACAUGGUGCCCGAAGAGUUCUCCACCACUGCCCAGCUCUGCUCCGACGGCGUUUAUCUCUAUGCUGUUGCCUACUCGGCCGCGACGACUACCACAGUUGAGGUCUAUCAUCCUUCAGACCUCGCCCACCCUCUGCGAACUGUUGCCGUCGCCCACGUUGUGACUGCCAGCGAGCGGGUCUAUUUGCCGUACACAAAUGGCGAGGUCAUGGUCUUCCCGUCCGCAAAUCGACUCGUCGCAGUCUCGCUGCGGUCUGGCGACCUCGUCCGCUCCCGUCCAAUCUCGCCUGCUGAGCCAUCGGCGCUCACCGAGCCGCUGCCGGGCUUCCCCGCCCCGCUCCGCUCGGCAUUGCUUCGUGCGUACGAUCCCGCCACCAACGCGGUGUGGGUUGUCGCUCAGUGUGGUCUCGUUGCUGCGCUCCCCUGCCCAGGAAUCGUCCACCCUGUCCCGUCCGACAUCGUCCAUGCGCAGGCCCGUGCCUCUAUUCUUAGUCCCUUCGUUGAAGUGGGCCGUGCUGGUGCGUCUUUGAGUGGAAGCGUGCUCACCCAAGGCCGUGCCGGCUUUGCCAUGCUCCAUCUCAUCGACUUUCACCUGGCGCCUCUGCUUCCGACCUGGCUCGCUGCCGGCGAUGAGAGCGGAUCGGCACUGCCGCUCCCGGUCUCGGCAGAGUCGCAAUGGGUGAGCAAGCUGCCGUUUGCGCUCGAGUUUGCGCCGCACGCCGACGUGUUUGGCCCGAUGGUGGACCUGCUCCGCGCUGCUGCUGUUGCCGCCACGCCCACCGGGUGGUGGUCAGACAAGGUGGCAGGCACAGCGCCGAUCUCCAACGCUGACUGGCUCGGCCUCUCGGACGCGCCGCAGGCCGACCGCAUCUACGCGCUUCUUGUCGUUCUUCGCAUGCUCCUUACCCAGUGCGUUCACCUCUCGCGGUUUGGUCGCUCCGCCGCCGACUACGGCAUGACCCGCAGCGUCUCGUCCGCGCUGGUCGAGAUGCUGUACGGACUCAUCAAUUUUCCGCUCGAGGCUACGUGGGCGGCGGCGCAGCUUGCUGCCGCCAAGCGCGUCCGAGCCCACGCGCUCGAGCUGGCAUCCGGCGUUGGCUUUUCGCACGUCUUCCCCUCUACCGACCAACAGCUCGCAGUCUUUGCCGAUCUCCUCGCAACGCCGGCUGCCGAGCUCGCGCCAGGCAAGGCACGUGUUCUCGGUGCGCUCAUCUCAUCCGAAUCCGACUCGAUCUUGGCGUCCUUGGGCGACGCUGGCGCCGUCGACGCGUCGCGGAACACCCUCUUUGCCAUCCUCGCUCAGCUCGCCCGUGCUGUCGAGACUGUUGCCGCCCGUGCGCCGGUCAGCGAGCUUGUCGCGUCGCUUGCGAGUCCUGCCUUUGACGCCGUCGCCCGCGACAUGCACUGCUCUGAAAUCGAUCGCUGCCUCGGCGACCUGGCGGCUUCGCCGCUGGUCGAGCUUCUCGUCCGGGCGCAGACCGUCCUCCACGCUGCGCCUAACCUCGACGGCCUCGCUAGUCUCAAGGCCGACUACGUGGUCCGCCUCUUGGAGCAUGCCAUGACCGAGCUCGACCGUGCCGAUGAGCUGGCGGCGGCGCUGCUGGCGGAAGCACCUGUCGCGACAGGCGCGUGCGCCGAGCUCCGAGCCGCAGUGGUCAUGCGUGCUUUUGACAGUACCUACGGCCAGCUCCUCCCGCAUGCGCUUGCCGAGUCUCUUGCUGCGUUGAAAUCCUAUCCGCGGUUUGCUGGGCGAAUGCACGGCCUCCUCGCCGCUGUCCUCGCCCGGGCCGAGGCCAUUCAGGCUCACUUUGGUCUCGAGGGCGAGGCCGGCUCCGGCUCCUCGCUCCACAUGCCACAAGUUGUCGAGUCGGCGCAUCCGUAUCCCAACAACGACGACCGCGAGUGGACGAUUGCAUUUGACGGCGUCGCCGCCAUCGAAGCCGUCUUUGACGCCCGCUGCUCUUCCGAGUCGAACCGCGAUACGCUCACGCUCACAGACUCGGCCAACAGGCUGUACGCGUUCUCCGGGCCCAACUGGCAGCAAGAGCCGCUGCAGCUCACAGGCCCAACCGUAUUUGUCUCGUGGCAGUCCGACUACUCGAACAACGACUGGGGCUUCCGCAUCACCUUCCGGCCGCAAGUCCGUCAGCCGUUGGUUCUCGACUCUGUGGCGUCAGCCGCAUCGUGGUCGCUCGUCCACGCCCUCGCGUGUAUGGUCGGCGAGUCCGAUCCCGAGGCACCCGACGUCGCCUCGCUUUCGCCGCUCGAGCGCAAGUGGCUUGAAUCGCCGCUCCUUCACAACGGCUACCGCGAGCCACUGACGCCGGAGGCCAAGGCUGAACUGUUGCUGCUUGUCGGCUCGCUUGCCGAUUAUGCUGCUGAUGCAGUCACCCCGCUGGUGCUAGCCUGGGACGAUCCAGCUGACAUUGCGCUGUACCACACUUUUGUCGCUGUUCACCUCCACCACGCGUCGGCUGUUGGCGCCGCCUCCAGCCUGGCGGCCGCGCUCGCGGCUGGCACUCGCCCGAUCAAGCCGCCGGCGUGGCUUGCCGCCGCGUGGGAGGCCGCUGGGAAGACGCUCAAGUGGCUGGAGGGCUUGCUCUCAGCCGACAAGUCGGCGGCUAGCUCGACACAGCUCACCAGUUCGAUCACCGCUGAGCGCCGGAGGAGCAUGGUUGCCGAGCUCUUGACCAAGGCUGACUUUCUGCUCUCGCUAGAGCCGGCGUGUUCGACCGAGCAGGUGUUUGUGGCCAAGGCUGAGGGUCCACCGGUGGCCGACAAAGCCGCGCCUGGCGACAACAGCGAUGCAGGCACGCGGGCACGGGCGCGGUGGCACAAGGCCAUGCGCGCCGCGCGCAUUGUCUCGCGCUUCAAGUCGUGGCAGUCGGCCAUGAAGACUGGCUCGGAGCGCCGGUCGCGGGUCCUGAGCAUUGGCGCACUCUCGGCCGCCAUCCACGGCUUUGUUGCCACCAAAGACGCGCUCAACGCGUUGAGCCUGACCGAGCUGCUGCAGGCGCAAAAGAUCAAGGCCCAGUUGCGGCUCGCCGGCUUUCAUGGUGUGCAAGCGCUACUGCAUCCGGCAGAGCCCGGAAGCGCGGUGCUGGACGCCUCGCUCAAGGCGGUCCUCCUGCACGAGCUCGGCCUGGCGUUUGCGUCGAUGUCGCUGCGCGACAUGCUCGCUGCGCCACGGACGCUCUCUGAGCAGUGCCUCCGCGCCCAGUUUGAGCUGCUGGCGUCGAUGGCAAAUGGGCUGACGCUCGAGGCUGCGGUGUCAGGUUCAAGCUCGCCCAUCGAGCGUCAGCUGCUCACGGUUGCCCUGUGCAACGUCCAGCUUCCGGACGCGCCGAGUGACAAGAGCCUCUUUCUGCAGUCGGGCGUGCUGGACAAGUUGCUGGACCUGCUGCGGGUGUGCCGCGGUUCGGACGCGCCAUCACAGCACCUGUGGAAGACGACCAUGCUCGUGGCCUCGUCGCUAGUCAUCCAGAUGGUGAGCACGCUUGAUCUGGGCUUGGACGGCGCCGCAGCCAUCGGCUCGCGGCUGGUGGACGUGCUCAUGACCGCUCUCGAGGCCGUGCGCCCUAGUAUGCCGCAGCAAGCGGUUGUUGCGGUUCUGACUCUGCUGGCGCAAGUCGCGCGCCGGGCACCGCCUCAGCUGGUCCAGCGCGAGCUCUGCAACCCACCGCGGCUGGCGAUGCUGCUACAGACGGCGCGUUGCCACGAGAGUGUCGAAGUUUUGAGCGUUGUUCUCUCACUGCUCGGCGACAUCCUGCCGGGCGCGUCCGAGCCGGGCGCGCUUGCUGCCCAGGUUGUGGUCGGCACGGCUAGCAUUCCGCUUGUCCAGGCGCUUGUCCAGGAGCUUGCUCGUUGCCUCUCCGGCGAGUACGUCACGGUGGGAUUGAGCGUCUUUGGCUGCGAAGUGCAGUCUUGGGACGAUGCUCAAGGUCUUGCCUCUGAUCUCGCCGCGCUUGUUCGUAAGCUCCUCGAUGCGUCUGCCGCGUGGGGCGAGGUGACAAGCACGGUGCUGGAUGACGCAUUGAUGGGAGCGUGUGUGCUCACCACGGGUGUUGCGGACGGGUCGAUCAGAAGCAUGGACGACUUUCUCGCUGCGCCCGAAGUGGUCCGUGGUGCAUGGCAAAGUGCGGCUGCGCUCUACGUGCUUGGCUCGGACCUCCCGCUGCUCCGGGCUGGUGCGGCAGCAAACGCGGUGGCCGACGGCGAGCGCAUGCGCCACGGGCGGGUGCUCGCGCUGCGACCGGCGCAUGCGCUCUUCCUCGCCGACGGGGCGCAGACGCUGUCUGCGGUGUGGCUCCCGCGCGAAGUGCUCAAGCCCCGGCCACUCGCGCCUGUCAAGCGGCCGCUGGUGGGCGUGGUGUCAGAGCGUGCGCGCGACGCCAUCUCUGCACUUGCGUUCUCGUCUACUGGAAACAGCUUUGCGAGCGACAAGUCACUGUCGGCGGUCUGGGCCGAGCUGCAGUGGCGGGCACUUGAAGUGGUUUCUGCCCUGGUUAUCGAGGCGCCACAGGCGCUGGGCGAUGACUACCUGCUCACGCUGCUCAAUUCGCUUGGCUCUGCAGGCUCGUGGACGCUCGAAGCCGAUGCAAGCGCGGCGCGGCGGCUCAUUCCGACCAUUGCGUCGCGGGCAGCCGGGCAGGGCGUGGUGCCUGGCGGCGGCGCCGGCGGCGUUUCGCACGCGUCUGAGACAGUCUCGGGCGAGCUGUUUGAACCGCUACUGGCCAGGCUCUCGACCGGGAGCUUCAGCCUCAGUGCGUUUGGUGAGGUACCGGCGACGAUCAUCGAGCGGGUCUCGUUUGAGGAGCUGCCGCUGCCACCGGGAUGGGAGGCGCGGGCGACAGACCUCGGCCGGCUGGUGUAUGUCAAUCACACGUCACGGACAACACAAUGGGAGGAUCCUCGUGGCGAGGCCGCGCUCUCAAUGUCGACAAUGGUUGCUGGAUCUGGGACUGCGCUUGCGGCGAGUGAGAGUGACGAGCUCGGGCUCAAGGUGUACUCAGCAUUCCCUGUGCCGCACUUCGAGUCAUCACGGGGGUACAUCGCCGAGAACGCGAGCCUCGGGCCUCAAGUCGCCGGCAACGCCGUCAUGGUAACGGCCAAGGCUGUCGACAACGGCGAAAAGCUGAAUGCGAUGUACGCGCGGGUGGUCGACGCCGGCGCGGCGCUCAUGGUGGUGCCGGACACGCUCAGUUCGCACGUGCAGACGCUGGUGGCAACGUCGCUGGCGGCGCUGGUCCGGCCGGAGACCAAGGUGGCGGUGAUGGUGAGCCGUGUUGGGAGUCCGAUUCUGGGCGAGGUCAACGCGCGCGCUGCGGGGCGCGAGGUCUUUGUCACCUCCGAAGGCCUGUUUCGGCCGGACCGGAUUCUGACUGCCGCGCGGGGCGCGAGCUCGGUAGAGUCCAUUCGGCGGGAGCUGGCGGCUGGCUCGCAGUCUGCAGCGGCGGCGGCGGAGCGGGCGGGUGCGGCGGUCGACAUUCCGAGCGCCGUGCCGGACCUCGCGUUUGCAACACGCGCACUCUCGUCGUGGCGCCCGUCGCCGGUGGUCAACCUCGGGACUCGGGCCAAGUACCUGAACCUGAUGGACGAGCCCGAUGGCGGCGCCGGUGCCGACGCCGACGCCGGUGAGGCCGCUGCCGCUUCGGCAGUGACCCUCGAGUCGGCGUCAAGCGAUGCAGGCGGGCGACAGACCAUGCUCGAACUCCUGGCGCUGCUGGUCAAGGCGUACACCACGCUUGCGAGUGUCAUCCGGCAGCAAUUGCUUUGCGAUGUCUUCUCGCAGUGGUCGCCUGAGGCGUUUCUCGGUUUUGCCGAGCGCGCCGAUCCGCAGGCGCUGGCUGCGUUUGUGCACGCGUACGUGCUGACUCAGAAACCAUCGGCAUAUCUCAGGGCAUCCAACGUGAACGUUGUUCCAUGGCGGCCGCUGACGCAGUUCUUGGCAUCGAUCAACGCGCUGUAUGCCAAGUCCGCGGCGCCGAGUAAGCGGCCGUUGCCGCAGCCCGAGCCGCAAUCGCAGCCCGAGCCGCAGCCCGAGCCCGAGCCGCAACCCGGACCCGAGCCCGAGCCGCAACCCGAGCCGCAGCCCGAGCCCGAGCCCGAGCCCGAGCCGCAGCCUGAGCUCGAUCUGGAAUGGUACCAGACAACGGUCGAGGUGGUGUCGGCGAGCGGACUGGCGUCUAAGGACCGCAACGGGUACUCUGAUCCGUAUGUCAAGCUCAACUUCCCGGGCUCGGCUGUGAGCUUCAAGACAUUGGUGAAGAAGAAGACGCUUAACCCUGUGUGGAAGCAGCGUUUCCUUCUGCACCCCGACGACAUGCCCCUGCAGAAGAUCAACGUCGAGUGCUGGGACAAGGACUACGGAACCAAGGACGAUUUCGAGGGCCAGCUGACGGUCAACGUGGCAGCGUUCCCACUCAACGAGACUGUGACGCGCAACUACGUGCUGCAGGGCCGCGGAAAGCAGGAGGAGAUCUCGGGCUCGGUGCGGCUUGCGAUCACCAAGGCGGCACGGCUGAAGCAAGCGCCGCCGCCGUUGCCGACGUCUGCCCACGGAGGGACGCAGGAGGCCAGUGUGACGAGACGGCGCGAGAAAGGCAAGGCCGAAGUUGAGGGUGUGGUGGGUGAAGCAAGCUGCGAUGCAAGGAGCGAUGACGCGAGCGCGCACAGCCGGCUGGCCGAUGUGUGGGUGCCUGCAUCGCGGGAGGAGGCUGACGACUUUACAUGGUUCGGCAUGAGUCUCCUGACGCAGGCACUGGGUGCCCUGACGACCAAGGCGACGACGCCGCUGGCGCGGCUGCGGGCUGCGGGCGCCGAGCUUGUGGUCCGGGAAGUGCUGUGUGUGCAAGUCCGGUGGUACGGCGAGCUGCUCCACAUCCUGCACAAGGCGCUGCUGAAGCGGGUGUGGGACGCAGAGAGCACCAAGGAGCGCGCGUCGCUCUUUGACGUCCUCACCGGGCUGCUGGUGACACUGCGGUGCGCGGGGCGGACGAUGGACGGCGAGUCUGCGGGCUGCUACCGGCUGCUCGCCGAGCAUCUGCAGGCAAACGUGGCGGCCAAUGCCAAGGUGCAGACGACAUACGUGCAGACGCUGACAGGCUUGCUUGUGGUUGCUGCGGGCUCGUUUGCGCCGGCCGCACCGCUCAAGGUGGGCGCGUGGUGGGAGGAAGUGCGGAUGAUGGAGCGCGUGGUCGACGGCUUCCUUGCCGAGUCGAUCUCGUCGUUUUCGCGCGAGGUUCUCGAGGCUGCGUACACCGCCAACUGGGCGAGCGGGCGGGUGUUUGCCACGCCGCACCCGUACCGCAACUCGAUGGAUGAGUGGUACGAGUAUGAGGCGGAUGGCGCAAGCAGUCUGCAGCUGAGCUUCUCGCCGCUGUGCAAGAGCGAGCGCAACUACGACUACCUUGAGGUGUACGAGGGGACGCGGCGGCGGCGCGGCGCGAGGCUCGGGCGGUAUUCGGGAACCAACUUUCCGAGCUCUCUGACAGCCCGCGGCUCGGCGGUGGUGAUGCAGUUUGUGUCAGACGCGUCGUCGACCGAGUGGGGCUUUGAGGUCCUUGUCACGCCGCAGUUCCCGCCGGGCUACCGGCCGGCGGGGAUGGUGUCGGGCGUAGAGGCCAUGAUCCCGCAGUUUGCAUCCGGAUGGAACCUCGACUACGACGUGGCGCUGGCCAAGCUUGUUAACAAGAUCACCGAGCAGCGGUCGCUCGAGUCGUGGCGCUCCGUCCGCGAAAUUUCUGCGGUGCUGCCCGAGGUGCUCGACGGCUCGUCGGAGUUUGACUUUCUGGACGCGGAGCGAGCGACUGCACGGCUCCCGCUGCUCGGCUAUCUCAACCGACUUGUGGAGCUCUCGCUGCCGUAUGUGGACAUGACGCGGACGCGGUCGCCGCAUUCGCUGGCAGCCAAGCUGCAGCGUGCGGCAGGCCUGCUGUUUGGCGAUUAUAAGGCACGGUACCUGAGCGACGUGCUGGGCGCAACCGGGUCCAGCUCGGACCGGCCGCGUAUCACGGUCCACCGGGUGCGGGCGAUGGAGGUGGUGGCUGCGGCGAGCGCGGCCGACCCGCCGGGCUCUGUCCUUGUCUCACUGCCGGACACGAUUGUGGGGCAGGCAGCGGCAGAGCUUGCGCAGGUGCCUGUGGCGCGACUGCGGCAGUCGGAGCGCGCGUUCAAGGUCGAGUUCCGCGGCGAGGGCUCGAUCGACGCCGGCGGGCCGUAUCGCGAGACGAUUUCGCAGAUGGCGGAGGAGCUCCAGGCGCCGGGCAGCAUGUUCAUGCCUGUGCCGAACGGGGCGCUCAAUGUGGGGAUGAACCGCGGCGCGUUUGUGCCUCGGCCGUCGCUGGAUGGCGAGUACGCACGGUCACUGUUUGUGUUUGUGGGCCGGCUUCUCGGGGUGGCGCUGCGGACCAAGGGCUCGUUUGAAAUGACCCUCGCGCCGCUUGUGUGGAAGGCACUGCUGGGGCAGGAGGUGGGGCAGGAGGACCUUGCGCAGAUCGAUAUCACGACGGUGCGUGCGGUCGAGUCUGUGCGGUACAUCGAUCAGCAGGGCAUCGACGCAGAGACCUUUGGUGAUCUGUUCUUUGAGGUCUUCUCGACGCACCUGUUUGACGGGACUGAGGUUGAGCUCCAGCCGGGCGGGUUGGAGCGCGAGCUCACGUUUGACAACCGCGACGAGUAUUGCGACCUGGUCUUUGCUACCCAUGUGCAGGCGUACACAAAGCACGUUCCCGCGAUGCGGGCUGGGCUGGGGACGAUGGUCCCACUCCCGCUGAUCUCGACGGUCUUUACUCCCGACGAGGUCGAGCUUCUGGUGUGCGGGCGGGCGUCGAUCGACGUGGCGCUCCUCAAGUCGCAGACCGAGUUUGGCUACGGCCUCACGGCGCAGUCGCGCGAGGUCGAGUGGCUCUGGUCAGUCCUCGAGUCGUUUUCGCCCGAGGAGCAGGCGCAGUUCUUGCGGUUUGUGUGGGGCCGGUCACGGCUGCCGCUCAACGCCACCGGCUUUGACCAGCAGUUCAAGGUCAAGAGGAUGGACGCGCGCGGGCCGGCCGACGGUGCACUGCCUGUGGCGCAUACCUGCUUUUUCCAGAUCGAUCUUCCGGCGUACACCUCGCGUGAGGCGCUCCGCGCCAAGCUGCUGUAUGCCAUCACCCAGUGUUGCUCCAUCGAUGCCGACACAAACACGGUGGACCGCUCGGCCUGGGGAUGAUUGAAGUGUUGUCAAAAACGUGCGGUUCCACGACUGUGGCUCGAGCAGAUGUGUAAAGGAUUUAGUACGCGCCGG
This is a messenger RNA of Thecamonas trahens ATCC 50062, 10799 nucleotides long. RefSeq names its product HECT domain containing 3. The record is from RefSeq and is a predicted model, not a curated record. Lineage: Eukaryota; Apusomonadida; Apusomonadidae. Gene Ontology annotation, molecular function: ubiquitin-protein transferase activity; protein binding. The transcript has 3 exons. Bases 24 to 10724 code for a protein of 3566 amino acids.